Messenger RNA from Cajanus cajan (pigeon pea), 1543 nucleotides. RefSeq names its product IAA-amino acid hydrolase ILR1-like 4. Lineage: Eukaryota; Viridiplantae; Streptophyta; Magnoliopsida; Fabales; Fabaceae. The record is from RefSeq and is a predicted model, not a curated record. Gene Ontology annotation, cellular component: endoplasmic reticulum. Gene Ontology annotation, biological process: auxin metabolic process. Gene Ontology annotation, molecular function: IAA-Ala conjugate hydrolase activity.
AAUCGUUUUGUUUAGUCUUGUGUUGCGUCUUUGGUUUCUGCACUUGAUUCUUACACUUCCGCAAAGUUAUCAUGAGUUUCUUGAACUGGGUCCCUUUGUUCAUCGUUUUUCACAUCUUCGCUGCAUCUCCCCACUUCUCAUUAACUGAUUCCUCCAAACAACUCCCCACCAACUUUCUAGAUGCUGCCAAUAAGGCUGAGGUAUUUGAUUGGAUGGUCAGAAUCCGGAGGAAGAUUCAUGAGAAUCCAGAAUGGGGUUAUGAGGAAUUUGAGACAAGUAAACUCAUCAGAGCGGAAUUGGAUAAACUUGGUAUCCCCUAUAAACACCCUGUUGCAGUCACUGGUGUUAUUGGCUUCAUUGGGACAGGAAGACCACCUUUUGUUGCAAUAAGAGCUGACAUGGAUGCUCUCUCCAUGCAGGAAAUGGUGGAGUGGGAGCACAAGAGUAAAGUACCUGGAAAGAUGCACGCGUGUGGUCAUGAUGCUCAUGUGACCAUGCUUCUUGGUGCUGCAAAGAUUCUCAAGGAGCAUGAAAAAGAAAUACAAGGAACUGUAGUUCUUGUUUUCCAACCAGCAGAGGAAGGAGGUGGAGGGGCUAAGAAAAUUUUAGAUGCUGGAGCCUUAGAAAAUGUUACAGCUAUUUUUGGAUUGCAUGUAGCGCCUAACUUUCCAUUAGGUGAAGUGGCCUCUAGAUCUGGUCCAUUUUUGGCAGGAAGUGGUUUCUUUGAAGCAAUAAUUAGUGGAAAAGGAGGUCACGCUGCUAUUCCUCAACAUUCUAUAGACCCCAUUUUGGCAACUUCUAAUGUCAUUCUUAGCUUACAACACCUUGUUUCUCGCGAGGCUGAUCCUCUUGAUUCCCAGGUUGUGACUGUAGGAAAAUUACAAGGAGGUAAUGCAUUCAAUGUCAUUCCAGAUUCUGUCACAAUUGGUGGCACCUUCCGAGCUUUUUCAAAGCAAAGCUUUGAGCAAUUAAGACGGCGCAUUGAGCAGGUUGUGACAGCUCAAGCUGCUGUGCUGAGGUGCAAUGCAACUGUCAACUUCCUUGAAGAAGAAAAGCCUUUCUUUCCGGCAACCAUAAACAACGGUGACUUGCAUGAACAUUUUCGGACUGUUGCAGGAAAUUUGCUUGGCAUCAAUAAAGUUAAUGACAUGCAACCAUCGAUGGGAGCUGAAGACUUUUCAUUUUAUCAACAGGUUAUACCUGGCUACUUUUUCAUGCUUGGAAUGCAGAAUCCCUCACAUGAAAAACUGGAACAACUACACUCACCCUAUUUCAAGAUCAAUGAAGAUGUACUUCCUUAUGGAGCUGCACUUCAUGCCUCAUUAGCUGUUAGUUAUCUUCUCAAACAUCCGCAGGAUGUACGGUCUGCAGAGGGGAAAUAUCACGAUGAAUUGUAACAGCACUUUUUUUUUUGGGUAGAAAAACAGGAAUGUUAAUAAUCAUUAAAAUAAAAGCCAAUAUAUAUUGUUUCUUGUAGCAACGACAUGAUAUUUGCACUCUUUUACUUGGUGCAUUGAUUGAAUGGUUUGUGUUUAAAUUUUAA